AUGCGCUUCAACUUGGCGGUCUAUUAUAUUGUCUUGGUGUUUCUCUUCGUGACUGCCUUUGUCCAGGCUGCACCUGUCAAGUCUACCGAUGGCACUGAGGCUUAUAGUCCAGAGGUUCAAGUUCGUGAACUACGGUUGGAUGGAAUCAUCAAUUGGAACAUCCGAAUCCGAUUUACAUCAUUGGCAUAUGCAGGUGCUGACAUACCGGAUUCCUCUCAUCUCCCUGAGAGAUUUCAUUCGGUAGAAGAGCGUAUACUCAAAGCGAUUUGGAACUACCUGCUUCUCCUACCAACAGCUAAUGGCAUCGAUAUCAAGUUUGUCAAUGAACCUACCGACCGUUCUUUGCAAGACAAAUUUGUCUCAUGCUUUGUCGAUCUCAGGGAGGUGGAGCAGCCCCAUUCACGGAUGCUCCAUCUCGAUGUGGAUAAAGCGGGGAUUCCGCGAGUAAUGCAGGAUUCCGGCGGACAUUUUCCCUUUGCAAGUGUGGUUGUCAAAGGCAAAGCGCAGGUGGAUCGUGAAUGGCCAUCACCGGCGUAG
This is a messenger RNA of Lentinula edodes (shiitake mushroom), 537 nucleotides long. RefSeq lists its product as uncharacterized. The record is from RefSeq and is a predicted model, not a curated record. NCBI's taxonomy places the organism in Eukaryota, Fungi, Basidiomycota, Agaricomycetes, Agaricales, Omphalotaceae. Bases 1 to 537 code for a protein of 178 amino acids. The transcript is spliced from 3 exons.